AUGUUACUUGGCGGCGAGCGGUUGCUGUGGGUCGGAGGUAGAGUGGAGACUGUGGAGUCCAGCAGCGGUGGUAUGAGGUGUAUCUAUGAGUAUUGCUAUGGGGUAGAAGUAGGGAGGCAAGAUGCAGGAGACGGCAUGGCAGCUAAUAUAGGCCAGCCAUGUACCCCAACAAAGCAGAAGAGGCUGGCCAGCGGAGCGUUCCUGAGCCAGGCUAACAUGUCUCACCUAGCCUUUUCGCUCCAAAGUGAUUCUGUGGCGGCUCGCCCGCCCUCUGCCCUCUUAUGCGAUGAGCGUGUCACCCGGGUGGGUCGUAACGAUGCGCCGAAGUUGAGGAAAGCCGCGCCGGGACCGGGGAGGGCCGUCAGUGUGAUGUGGGGGAACUUUCGACCAUCUACAUCUUAUAACCAGUCCCACAGCGCAGCUCUCUGUCGCGCCUCCGGAUACGACCCUGCUACGAUGGGCAUGAUGCGCUGCCGAAGUAGCCUCAAAAUCGGACGCCAGUACCAGAUACUGGUGACGUUCCCCACUGUCCCCACCUCGGCGCGACAACAUCUCAUUACCGAGUCGACCCCACUCCACCGCCUACACCUUGCGCCCUCAGUCACUGGCGAGAGAGUCGGACGCAGCUGUCAAGGAGCAUGGAAGCCUCGUCUCUUUCCGGGAGGUGAAAUCUUCCCGCUGCACCGAGUCGGUAUGUCAUCGUCGCGAUCCCCCAAGUCGGCGACGGCGACGGGUUUCGAGCUGCUCAAGGUGGAGCCCGCGGACCCGGCGGGAGGCUUGCUGGCCCAGACUCUCACUUCCUAUACUGCCAACGGCGCCGGGAGGUCUCGGUAUGGUAAUGACCAAGUUCCAGCUGCUCCGAUGCUUCGGAUAUAUCAACAUCGUAUACUAGUGACCAGACUACUGCUGCGAUCAAGAUGGCUAUUAGCUGCUAGCGCUCUGCAGACCGAGACAAGACGGCCAAGCCGUCCGUCAGAGACCCGGCUGGGCGGAUAUGCCAAAAGUCAAGGCGUCGAAGGUCACGAUGCAAUGCGCAAUCGCUCCGCCCAGGAGAAGACACACCUCUCCACUCGUCAUUACUACUCGUGCUAUCUAGCAGGAGGAUUUCGAGUGGCUGCGGAGAGAAGCGCCCCAUCUCAAGAGCGGCCGAUCCAGAUAUUCGCCUUCCCCAUUCCCCAUCGUCCCGCUCUGCGCCUUCUGCGUCUUGAAACUACCCGCCUCGGCCGGAGCAAGGUAGCUCGGUUCGUACGCCUCGGCGAUGAGAUGCGAGCUGGAAUAGGAUGUCGAUUCGUUCUUGGCACGGGUAGAGGGAUGAGGGUGGUAGCCUCCGACUCGGGGGUCAUGGUGGCGGUGGAGAUCUGGCCGAUGUUGUCUGGUAUCCCGGCGGGCCGGAAUCAGGAGAGCGGAGAGCAGCAGGAAAGCGAGAGGGAGAAUAUCGGAGAGCAGAGAAAUCGGGGCUUACGCUUCGAUGGGUAUCCUACAAGAGGAUUGACGAGCGCGAUGCAUGCGGUGCUGCCAACUCGUAGACAAUGGGGAGACGAUGGGCAUGGGAGUAGAAAUGCGCAGCGGAGCCCUUGUUGGCCUCUGAUUACGCUGGUAGCUGAGGAGCAGGACUGGGUGGUCGAGAUAGAUGGGUGGGGAUGGUCCGAGGGAGCGGGAAAGCCCGCGAAAGAUAGGAGCUGA
Messenger RNA from Dioszegia hungarica, 1683 nucleotides. RefSeq lists its product as uncharacterized. The coding region runs from base 1 to 1683 and encodes 560 amino acids. The transcript is spliced from 15 exons. The record is from RefSeq and is a predicted model, not a curated record. Lineage: Eukaryota; Fungi; Basidiomycota; Tremellomycetes; Tremellales; Bulleribasidiaceae.